CAUGAAGCAUCGCAUCGUAAAAUUAAAAAGGGCAAAACAAAAAUCGGUUUCAUUUAAAAAAUCACAUUAAAUUGUUUAUCCAGUAUGGAUGAUUGUGUGGAAAUCGCUUCCUCGGAUGAGGAAAACACCCAGCAGCGGGUCGUCGUUGAGCACGUUGAGCGGGGAAGCCAGGAAUCGGAGCGAAUAGGGAUAUCGUCGGCAUCAUCUUCUCCACAUCCGCAAACACCUCAACCGGAACGGAACAACACUCCGGUUUCGGCCAACCUACGGAACCAGCACAUGAAGCAAACUCGAAGUCAAACCACUGCACCGAACCAACUGAAGCUGCUCGAAACGGAUCCCAAGUUUAUGGCCAACUUCAACCCGGCACUGUCCCGCCGGGAGAAACGUAAGAUGAACCGGAAGUCCACCCCGCUGGUGCAACCGAAAGCUACCGGAAUCUACAACGAGAAGGGAAUUCAUCGGGAAUCCGGCAGGGACAUGUGCGACUGUUUGGAUCUGUCCUGCCCGGGCUGUCACUUUGCAUGCCAAUGUUGUGGCAGUGCAAUGUGUGGUCCCCAUUGUCGGGUGACGCGCAAGUGGAUGUACGAAACCAUCGAACAUGACGCCAAGGAUCUCAUCAUAAGGAACAAGUUCAUGGCGAAAAAGUAGAGCUAAGAAUAAUUGUAUGUAUUUCAAAUUAAUAGAUUAAGUAAAAUAUAAUGACAUUUUCAAUAACAA
This is a messenger RNA of Uranotaenia lowii, 720 nucleotides long. Its product is annotated as ARL14 effector protein. Gene Ontology annotation, cellular component: intracellular membrane-bounded organelle. The coding region runs from base 85 to 651 and encodes 188 amino acids. The transcript has a single exon. The record is from RefSeq and is a predicted model, not a curated record. Lineage: Eukaryota; Metazoa; Arthropoda; Insecta; Diptera; Culicidae.